GAAAGCUGACAAGCUUUAUUGGCUUCUUAAACUAUAAAAGCAACCCAGUUGGAGCGGUGCUGUUGUCAGCUGUUUUUGUAGAGGGAGUCUUACUCAUUGGAGAAUUGAACACCAUUGCUUCGUUCACCUCUAUAUUCUUCCUUUUGUCCUAUCUUUCAACAAAUUUGGCUUGCCUUGGGCUGGAGUGGGCAAGUGCUCCCAACUUCAGGCCAACCUUCCGUUACUUCUCAUGGUGGACAGCAUUGUUGGGGAUCAUUGCCAAUGGAGCUAUGAUGUUUGUCAUCAGUCCAACUGUAGCUGGGAUUUGUAUUAUCCUCCUGCUCAUCCUCAUUAUCAUCCUCCACCUACAGUCUCCUUCUGAGCAACACCAGUGGGGUUCCAUAUCACAAGCUCUUAUUUUCCAUCAGGUUCGUAAAUACCUCCUCCUGCUUGAUUCGCGCAAAGAUCAUGUGAAGUUCUGGAGGCCACAGAUAUUGCUGAUGGUAGCCAAUCCGCGUUCAGCCUGCCCACUCAUUGAUUUCACAAAUGACCUGAAAAAGUCUGGGCUUUACGUUCUUGGACACGUCAAGGUUGGGGACUAUGAUAAUGGAAUAGAUCCUGCUGGUGAAGACUACCCAAAAUGGAUGGCUCUGGUGGACCAUCUAAAGGUGAAAGCAUUUGUAGAAGUGACGGUGGGUCGCAAUGUACGGGAAGGUCUUCACCAUUUGGCACGUGUGGCUGGCCUUGGAGCCAUGAAACCCAACACUAUCAUCCUUGGCUUUAGAGAUAAUGCUCCCUCGCAUGAUUUUUUCACCAGAUUCAGGGUUCCAGGGGCCAAAGGUUACGGCUCAAUUGAUGAAGAGGUUGGAGAUGUCUCAGUGUAUGGGUAAAUUUUUUCCCCUCAACUCAUGUUUGUGUCAGACUGAACUGUACAAAAUUUAUUUUGUGGUUCCGUAGCUUUGAUUUAAGAUUAUUAUUGUCCUUAGUCUUCAGUAUAUGUUUUCACUAGAUGAGCAGAAAACAUGAACUACCAUGUGUAUUUGUGUUCAUACGUGUAUGUGUUUCAUGUGUACAUUGAGUGUAGGCUUGCAUGUGUGUGUGUGUGUGUGUGUGCUUGCAAGUGUCCUAUCUCUGCGUGCAGAGUGGUUGAAUGUGAAUGUGUA
This is a messenger RNA of Penaeus vannamei (Pacific white shrimp), 1142 nucleotides long. Lineage: Eukaryota; Metazoa; Arthropoda; Malacostraca; Decapoda; Penaeidae. The record is from RefSeq and is a predicted model, not a curated record.